GCGGGCGGCAGAGGCGGUGCGGCGGAGGCGGAGCGGGCUCUGCGGCAGGAGGGAAGAUGGCGGACGAGGAGAAGCUGCCGCCCGGCUGGGAGAAGCGCAUGAGCCGCAGCUCAGGCCGGGUGUACUACUUCAAUCACAUCACUAACGCCAGCCAGUGGGAGCGGCCAAGUGGCAACAGCAGUGGCAGUGGCAAAAAUGGACAAGGGGAGCCCACCAGGGUCCGCUGCUCACACCUGCUGGUCAAACACAGCCAGUCACGGCGGCCCUCCUCCUGGCGGCAGGAGAAGAUCACGCGAACCAAGGAGGAGGCCCUGGAGCUGAUCAAUGGCUACAUCCAGAAGAUUAAGUCUGGAGAGGAGGACUUUGAAUCCCUGGCCUCACAGUUCAGCGACUGCAGCUCCGCCAAGGCCAGGGGAGACCUGGGUGCCUUCAGCAGAGGUCAGAUGCAGAAGCCAUUUGAAGACGCCUCCUUCGCGCUGCGGACAGGGGAGAUGAGCGGGCCUGUGUUCACGGAUUCGGGCAUCCACAUCAUCCUUCGCACGGAGUGAGGGGUGUCGAUGGCCCAGGCCUGGCCACCCGGGGGUAGACGGGUGAGACGGGGUGGCUGGGCCCGCAGACUCUGCUCCCCGCUGCCGGCCGACCGGUGGGGACCCCUCCCUUCUCCUGUCACACAGUAUUUAUUGAUCCCAGAUGGCCGAGAGGAGGCCCUUCACCACCGGGUGCUCCCUGUCCGCUCCCGUUGGGGCUGUCCCUGCUAGACCCCCCUCCCCUUUAGGAAUCGACUUCAGAAGGGCACAGGGUGGAGAGGCUCCCUGGGCUCCCAGAGCCAGGGUUGGGGGUGACCUGUCCCAAAGAGAAGGCCUAGUUAGCUGCCCCCGUGCCGCCCCAGGUCCAGGAUGGGGGCAGGUGGGCCUUGAGUUGUUGCUGAUUAGGCCCUGUUUCUCUGUUCAGUUGUAAAAAGCAUAUGCUCCGCGUGGGGCCCAGGCUGCUGGCUGCUAUGGGGCCUCUCUAAGCAGCCAUGCAGCACCUUCCCCACCCUUGAUUAAACCUGGAACCACU
This is a messenger RNA of Dama dama (fallow deer), 1059 nucleotides long. It is a transcript of the gene PIN1, whose product is annotated as peptidylprolyl cis/trans isomerase, NIMA-interacting 1. The record is from RefSeq and is a predicted model, not a curated record. Bases 57 to 548 code for a protein of 163 amino acids. Gene Ontology annotation, cellular component: nucleus; cytosol. The transcript is spliced from 4 exons. Gene Ontology annotation, molecular function: protein binding; peptidyl-prolyl cis-trans isomerase activity. NCBI's taxonomy places the organism in Eukaryota, Metazoa, Chordata, Mammalia, Artiodactyla, Cervidae.